Eufriesea mexicana is the source of this 1791-nucleotide messenger RNA. Its product is annotated as tyrosine--tRNA ligase, cytoplasmic. The transcript has 9 exons. Lineage: Eukaryota; Metazoa; Arthropoda; Insecta; Hymenoptera; Apidae. Gene Ontology annotation, molecular function: ATP binding; tyrosine-tRNA ligase activity; tRNA binding. Gene Ontology annotation, biological process: tyrosyl-tRNA aminoacylation. The record is from RefSeq and is a predicted model, not a curated record. Bases 12 to 1655 code for a protein of 547 amino acids.
GUAUGUGAUUAAUGUACAAAUUCUUUCCGAUCGCACAAGUGACAAAAUUUUGCGGCUUGAGCAAAAGUUGCACAAUAACAACAAACAUGGUUGAAUUAAAAUGGGAAGAAAAAUAUAAUCUCAUCACUAGAAAUUUGGGUGAAUGGCUUGGUGAUGAGAAACUUAAAAGUAUUCUCAAAAAACGAGAUUUGAAACUUUAUUGGGGUACUGCUACAACUGGUAAACCUCACAUUGGUUAUUUUGGACCAGUGUCUAAGAUAGCAGAUUUCUUAAAUGCUGGCACAGAAGUUACUAUAUUGUUUGCUGAUCUUCAUGCUUAUUUAGAUAAUAUGAAAGCUCCAUGGGAGCUUUUAGAACUUCGUACUCAAUAUUAUGAAGCAAUUAUCAAAACCAUGCUUAGGUCCAUAAAUAUACCUUUGGAAAAGUUAAAGUUUAUUAAAGGAACAGAUUAUCAAUUAUCCAAGGCAUACACAUUAGAUAUAUAUCGUUUAAGUUCCGUUGUAACUGAGCAUGAUGCAAAAAAAGCAGGUGCUGAAGUAGUUAAACAAGUUGCAAAUCCUUUGCUCUCUGGAUUAUUGUAUCCAGGCUUACAAGCUUUGGAUGAACAAUAUCUUGAAGUUGAUGCUCAGUUUGGUGGUAUAGAUCAAAGAAAGAUAUUUACUUUCUCAGAAAAAUAUUUGCCAUUACUUGGAUAUGAAAAACGUAUCCAUUUAAUGAAUCCAAUGAUUCCUGGAUUGGCAGGAUCUAAGAUGUCUUCAUCUGAAGAAGAUUCAAAAAUUGAUUUGUUGGAUAGUGCUGCUAUGGUUAAGAAGAAACUGAAGAAAGCAUUUUGUGAACCUGGUAAUAUUAGUGACAAUGGAAUUCUUUCAUUUGCUAAACAUGUAAUAUAUCCUUUAUUAAAAGAAGGAGAAUCCUUUAAUGUACAAAGAACAGCUGAAUUUGGUGGAUGUAUAUCAUUUGACAAGUAUGAGAAUUUAGAGAGCGCGUUUGCUAAGGAAGAAGUACAUCCUGGUGAUUUAAAAAAUGCCGUUGAGUUUUAUAUUAAUAAAUUAUUGGAUCCAAUUAGAAAAGAAUUCGAAACAGAUCCAAAACUCAAAAGUUUGGUGAAUAAGGCAUAUCCUCCACAAAAGCCAAAAGUUGUAGAGGAAUUAACACCAGCUCGCUUGGAUAUCAGAGUUGGAAAGAUAAUUGAAGUAUCGAAACACCCUGAUGCUGACUCACUUUAUAUAGAAAAAAUUGAUCUCGGAGAAACUAGUGGACCCCGUACUAUAGUCAGUGGACUUGUAAAUUAUAUAUCAUUAGAAGAAAUGAAAAACAGAAUGGUAGUCGUACUUGCAAAUUUAAAACCAGCAACUUUAAGAGGUGUUCAGUCUCAUGGAAUGGUUUUAUGUGCUUCAGUGGAUGAACCUGUAAAGCAAGUUGAACCUUUAAGACCUCCACUAAAUAGUAAACCAGGUGAAAAGGUCAUUAUAGAUGGAUAUGAAAAUGGAUUACCAGAUGAUAUACUGAAUCCAAAAAAGAAAAUAUGGGAAAAAUUACAAGCUGACCUCAUAGUAAAUGGUAGUGGAGAGGCGUCUUGGAAUGGUAAUCUUUUAUUAACUGCUAAUGGUGAAAAACUCAUAGCUGACAGCCUUAGAAACGUUACGAUUAAAUAAUAAUACUUCAGAUGUCUAGCGUAAAUCUCACGCGAUGUUGAGAUCAAGCUCGUUGCUUUCAAACGUAUUCCACGUAUCGCCGGAAGAAGAAAGAAAGAAAAACUUAAGAGUAGGAGCUACCGCGCGUAUCUAGCCA